Molecule: messenger RNA, 1413 nt
Organism: Portunus trituberculatus (swimming crab)
Lineage: Eukaryota; Metazoa; Arthropoda; Malacostraca; Decapoda; Portunidae
Exons: 12
Coding region: 142-1002 (286 amino acids)
Source: RefSeq, a predicted model, not a curated record
UGUAAUGGCUGCUGGCGAGGCGGAGAGCAGUACCAUGAGACAUUUAGGUUUAUUUUUUUACAUUUUCUCCGUGAACCGUGUCUUCUUUCAUCCUACCGUCUUGUGAGAAGCAAGGCAAGUUUGUUUCCCAACCAAUGCAUCAUGUCAAGGAACCAGACACCAGUGCUGACUUACUUCUUUGGAAUACUACUGACAGGCUGUGCAGCAGAUGAUAAACGGUGCGAGGUGUUGGACGUCCAUGUCACACCCAUUGAAGCAAACUCAUCUUUCGUGUACGACACCACUUACAAAGACCCUUCCUGCACAAACAAAGGAGAGCUGACACGAAAACUGAGGAGGUGCAAUGCUACUUUCGACUACGGUGAUGUGAGGGGUGAAGGGGAGGUAAAUUACUGCCAUGGAGGAAUGUGGAUGGUGACGGUGUCUGGAAACGUGAACUCUGCUUGUUUUCACUGCUGGGGCUUUUACUUACAGCAUACUAUAGUACUCUCUUUCACAUACGAUCUCCUCAACAUCACAUUAAAAGAUGUUCCCCCUACUGUGAAAAGUUGGAAUCUCACCAUCUAUAAGUCCACAACAGAGCAAGACUACAAGGCCUGUAAGCCACGCCAUGGAUUAACGUAUAUAAAAAAGCUGUUUCAGGACACACACCUGAAAGCAAAUAUCACCUGGUCGCUUGUCACUCUGAAACAUUCCUUUGACCCAAACGCCUGUUACUGCCUCGUGAUGAAUCCAAUCAGCCAUUUGCCUCUGAGUCCGGACAACAUCCUGUUCACUACCAAAGACUGCAGACCGACUCCACCCUCACGUGAGAACGGAAUAUCACCGACAGGUUACCUACCAAAGUCAACAUGGGAGAUGGUCGGAUGGGGAGUGUUGGCAGGCACGCUGCUGUGCUUUGUGGCCAUGAUUUUUGUUGUCCUUAGGCUGAAACGACUUGUAGCUGACCAAUGCGGCUGGACAGAGCAAGGAUUGUUGUCGACCUAUGGUGAGAAGUUGUAGCUGGUGAAGUCUGUGGGACUUCAUGAAAAGAUUGCUUCUCUACUCUACUCUGUUAAAGGUUCACGGACGAAGUGAAGGAUGCAGUUUUCUUUUGGGUGCAAAUACGACGAAAUAAAUUCCCGGACCAUUUCUCGGAGCUCUCAAAAGACAUGAAGGAAGCAAAGCAUAUAAAUGUGUGCUGAAAGAGAGAGAGAGAGAGAGAGAGAGAGAGAGAAAGAAAGAGAGAGAGAGAGUGUGUAUACUAUAGCCACUGCAAAUUCAUAAAUAGUACAAUUUUACAUCACUGAAACUCAUGUGGCCUUCUCCACCUAUGAGGUUCCGUCACUGUAUGGAGCACCACUUGUUUUUAGAAUAUGUCCCCUGGAAUUCUCUUUGUCUCAUUCAUUGUUGAAGAAUGGCAACAAACUUAGG